This is a messenger RNA of Danaus chrysippus (African queen), 750 nucleotides long. Lineage: Eukaryota; Metazoa; Arthropoda; Insecta; Lepidoptera; Nymphalidae. The record is from the annotation of a GenBank genome assembly.
AUGUUGUUCGGUUAUUUUUUCACCUGGAGCAGCGGCAUGUUCUACCGGCGCGACUCUGAUAGUGUUUUGAAACCCGUCUUACAUUCGGUAGCCAGAGCGCAAAAGGGAAUAACCACAAACGAACGAUCAGUAGGUUUUGUGAGAGAAGGCUCUAGGACUACAAAAUCAAACGUCAAGCCUUACUCCAUCCUUAAAGCGGCGUCGGAUUGGACUAUAAUGAUGGACACGUAUGAAAAACAAUAUAAAAUCCCCGAGGAUAUUUGUGCGUCGGCCUCCAGACCGGAUAUAUUUUUGUUUUCGCGAAUUUUAAAGCGCGUAGUGAUGAUAGAGCUUACGGUCCCUUGGGAAACCAACAUCCCCAAAGACCAUACCAUCAAGGUCAACAAAUAUUACGAGCUCACAAACGAACUCACUCGAAAUAGGUUCGUAGUAGAUUUGUACGCGGUAGAGGUGGGAGCGAGAGGUAUAACAGCGAAAUCUCUCUAUAACCUACUAAAGGACUUGGGCUUGUCCAGAACUCACAUUAAUGCAUUCUUGGAACGUACAUCGAAGGCAGCCCUAGUAGGUUCUUUUCAAAUUUGGUUAGGUAGGGAGAGGAGCUUGGACAGUGGAGAUCUUCUGCCAGUGUCAUCAACUGUGAUGCCACUACCGUAUUAUUCUGUAUACGGAUUCGAAACGAAAUUCCUUCGAGACAAGAACAAUAAACGACCCCAAGGGAAAAUCUCUCUAGUAACAAAGCAACCAAAAUAA